UUUGUUACAAAUAGAGACUAGAGAUAUAGUGUGCCAUAUAUCUGCUGAGAGUAAGAAAGAAACUAACCACACAAACCAAUCUUUCAGAGUUGUCACAGCAGUGUACAAGAUGAGUCUCUUUUGGUUUCUAGUUUUCUUUGCACAUCUUGCAAUAGCAUCUUCUCUUGUGGAAAUUGAAGAUAAUGGUUUAAGGCACAAGCAAAGUGGUAUGCAUCUCAAAUUGUAUCAUGUCAAAGCUCUCAACUCCUCUCCGAAUUCCACAUCGGUUUUAUUCACUGACAUGCUCGCGAAAGACGCGGAGCGUGUCAGGUACCUUCACUCAAGAUUAUCCAAUAACUCUGAUACUAUUACUUCUUCCGAUAAUAAAGUUGGAGUACCAAAACCAAAACUUGUCAGCACACCAUUGAAACCAGGUUUGUUAAUUGGUUCAGGCAAUUACUAUGCAAAAAUAGGACUUGGUACCCCUAUAAAGUAUUAUAGCCUGAUUGUAGACACAGGUAGUUCCUUUUCCUGGCUCCAAUGUCAACCUUGUACUAUAUACUGUCAUGCGCAAGUUGAUCCGAUUUUCAAUCCUUCCGCGUCUAAAACCUAUAAAACCUUACCAUGUCCAUCCCCUCAAUGUUCCUCUCUCAAAGCUUCCACACUCAAUGAACCAAGUUGUUCAAAAGUAUCCAAUGCUUGUGUCUACAAAGCAAGCUAUGGUGAUUCAUCUUUCUCGCUCGGUUACUUGAGUCAAGAUGUGUUAGCCUUAACCCCGUCAGAGACACUGCCAAAUUUUGUAUACGGUUGCGGCCAAGAUAAUCAAGGUUUGUUUGGAAGGUCCGCAGGUAUAAUCGGUCUGGCCAAUGACAAAUUAUCCUUGCUUGAGCAAUUGUCUGGAAAAUACGGAAACGCCUUUUCCUAUUGUCUUCCUACAUCUUUCUCGACACCAAACCCUUCCAACAAGGAAGGUUUCUUGUCAAUUGGAACCUCAUCAUUGACACCAUAUUCGUCGUACAAGUUCACUCCUUUACUUAAGAAUCCAAAGGUACCUAGCUUAUAUUUUAUAGAAUUUACAUCAAUCAAUGUAGCAGGAAGGCCUAUAGGAGUUGCAGCAUCAAGUUAUAAGGUUCCUACUAUCAUAGAUUCUGGCACAGUUAUUACUAGGUUACCUGCGCCGGUUUAUAAUGCAUUGAAAAAUGCUUUUGUGGCGAUUUUGUCCAAGAAAUAUGAAAAGGCACCAGGAGUUGCUAUAUUGGAUACUUGUUUUAAGGGCAGUGUUGAAGGAAUAUCAACAGGAGCACCAGAGAUUGCUUUGAUAUUUAAAGGGGGUGCUGGCCUACAACUUAAGGGUCACAAUACCCUUCUUGAACUUGAAAAGGGAGUUACUUGUUUGGCAUUUGCUGGUAAUUCUGAGGGUAAUUCUAUUGCCAUCAUUGGAAAUUAUCAACAACAAACAUAUAAAGUGGCUUAUGAUGUUGCCAAUUCCAAGCUUGGUUUUGCACCUGGUGGUUGCCAGUGAUCAUUGAUCAAAUCAGUUUCAAUUCAUAAAGUUUGUGACAGUUUAUCAAAUACUAUGUUGUAUGGAAAUUUUUAUGUUAGAAUAAAUAUGUAUGUGAUGUAUCUUAAUUGUGCAAACAAUAAAAUGAUGAUUAAAUACUUA
Messenger RNA from Trifolium pratense (red clover), 1642 nucleotides. RefSeq names its product aspartyl protease family protein At5g10770-like. Gene Ontology annotation, biological process: proteolysis. Bases 110 to 1501 code for a protein of 463 amino acids. Gene Ontology annotation, molecular function: aspartic-type endopeptidase activity. NCBI's taxonomy places the organism in Eukaryota, Viridiplantae, Streptophyta, Magnoliopsida, Fabales, Fabaceae. The transcript is spliced from 2 exons. The record is from RefSeq and is a predicted model, not a curated record.